AUGAAAUUUCUACAGCUGCUCUCCAGAAAACCUGGGAAACUGCUUCUUCAAGUACCUUUUUGCCAAAAGCAAUUGCCAUAUUUGUGUCUGGCUACCUCCACUUGUCUUUACAGUAAGAAGAAAAAAGUAAACAGUUAUGAACAAAUUGACCAAGAAAAAUACAAGAACUUGGUGUACUCUGUUACAUCUUACAAAACCAGUGCCCAAACACCAGAGACAAUAUUUGAAGAAGACAAUUUGCUAUAUGGGCCACCAGAUAAACACAGACAUCCUGUGAAAGCUGAAACAGAAACUCCCAAGAACUGGGUUCCUUUAAUAAACCCCAACAAGAGAAUCCCCCUUCUCAGCAGUGAUUCAGCCUUCCCCAUGAAAAUCUCUUUACAAAAAACGAAAAUGCCCAGUGUUACCCGUAUUCUUCAACAGACUAUUUCUCCACAGCAAGCUUUUUAUCUAGAAAGAUGGAAGCAGAAAAUGAUACUGGAACUUGGAAAAGAUGGUUUUGCAGAGUAUACUAAAAAUCUUUUCCUCCAAGGAGAGCUCUUUCAUGCAGCCUUGGAAUCUAUAUUCCUGUCUGAAGAGACAGCAAGUAAGGAGCAGAGAGAUGUUGCUGCUGUUUCCGGCUACUUAUCAAGUGUGGAACAUGUCUUGAAAGAUGUCAGCGAGGUGAAAGUUCUGGAAAGUGCUGUUCAGCAUGAGAGUCUGCAGUACCUGGGCCUGGUAGACUGCGUGGCUAAGUAUCGGGGCCAAUUGUGUGUGAUUGACUGGAAAACUUCAGAGAAAUCAAAGCCAUUUCUGAAGAAUACUUUUGACAACCCAUUACAGGUUGCAGCAUAUAUUGGAGCCAUAAAUCAUGAUGCCAAUUAUGACUUCCAGGUUAGCUGUGGACUCAUUGUGAUUGCCUAUAAGAACGGCUCCCCCGCGCAUCCGCAUUUCAUGGAUCCUGAUCUGUGCUUGCACUACUGGAAGAAGUGGCUUUUGCGCCUUGAAGAGUACAAGGACAAAAACUGACACUGACUAAGCUAUGCAGAGGCAAGCGGUCUGAGCACGAAGCCAAAGCAAAAUU
This is a messenger RNA of Chaetura pelagica (chimney swift), 1063 nucleotides long. RefSeq names its product mitochondrial genome maintenance exonuclease 1 (gene MGME1). Gene Ontology annotation, cellular component: mitochondrion. The transcript has 4 exons. Gene Ontology annotation, biological process: mitochondrial DNA replication. The record is from RefSeq and is a predicted model, not a curated record. NCBI's taxonomy places the organism in Eukaryota, Metazoa, Chordata, Aves, Apodiformes, Apodidae. The coding region runs from base 1 to 1008 and encodes 335 amino acids. Gene Ontology annotation, molecular function: single-stranded DNA exodeoxyribonuclease activity.